Messenger RNA from Sinocyclocheilus anshuiensis, 510 nucleotides. Its product is annotated as trypsin-2-like. The coding region runs from base 97 to 510 and encodes 137 amino acids. The transcript has 4 exons. NCBI's taxonomy places the organism in Eukaryota, Metazoa, Chordata, Actinopteri, Cypriniformes, Cyprinidae. The record is from RefSeq and is a predicted model, not a curated record. Gene Ontology annotation, molecular function: serine-type endopeptidase activity. Gene Ontology annotation, biological process: proteolysis.
AACAUCGUAGUAAAUGAGGGAUCUGAGCAGUUCAUCUCAUCUGAGAAGGUCAUCCCCCACCCCGACUUUGACUCCUGGAUCCUUGACAGUGACAUCAUGCUGAUCAAGCUUAGCAAGCCCGCUACCCUCAAUCAGUACGUGCAGACUGUGGCCCUGCCCAAUGGCUGUGCCGCCGAUGGCACUAUGUGCAGUGUUACUGGCUGGGGAAACACCAUGAGUUCCACUGCUGAUCCCAACAAGCUUCAGUGUCUGGAGAUCCCCAUCCUGUCCGACAGUGACUGUAACAACUCCUACCCUGGUAUGAUCACCGAUACCAUGUUCUGUGCUGGAUACCUGGAGGGAGGAAAGGACUCUUGCCAGGGUGACUCUGGUGGCCCUGUGGUGUGCAAUGGUGAGCUGCAGGGUAUUGUGUCCUGGGGUUAUGGCUGUGCUGAGAAGGAUCAUCCUGGUGUCUAUGGCAAGGUCUGCAUGUUCAGCCAAUGGAUCGCCGACACCAUGAGUAACAACUAA